AUGCACCGCAUACCUCCUUCGGAAAUGCCAUGUGAUGAUGAUGCGUGUGAAUCUCCAGCCCAUGAUGCGCCCUUGAAAGGGGAAGUGCGCGAACCGGACGUGGCGCGGAAUCACAUCACCCUCCGGCCACGACACAUGCAGACCACGACACCCGGGCCACCCCCUGAAGCAAUACGUUUGGGACCCUAUACCAUUGCGCUAAGCAGUAUGCAUUCAUGUCAGCACAAUGACGAGAUCGGGUCCUGUCUAGGCGUUGGCGCCGUGAGAUCAAGGCGCAGGGUUUCAUGCAGAGAGACGAGCAGUGAGCGGAAGCACAGUGUCUUGGCAAAGGAAAUUACCCCCGUCCAGGCCCCAUGA
This is a messenger RNA of Auxenochlorella protothecoides, 357 nucleotides long. RefSeq lists its product as hypothetical. Bases 1 to 357 code for a protein of 118 amino acids. Lineage: Eukaryota; Viridiplantae; Chlorophyta; Trebouxiophyceae; Chlorellales; Chlorellaceae. The transcript has a single exon. The record is from RefSeq and is a predicted model, not a curated record.